Molecule: messenger RNA, 2426 nt
Organism: Physcomitrium patens
Lineage: Eukaryota; Viridiplantae; Streptophyta; Bryopsida; Funariales; Funariaceae
Product: acyl-lipid (9-3)-desaturase
Biological process (GO): lipid metabolic process
Cellular component (GO): membrane
Molecular function (GO): oxidoreductase activity, acting on paired donors, with oxidation of a pair of donors resulting in the reduction of molecular oxygen to two molecules of water
Source: RefSeq, a predicted model, not a curated record
AUGUUCUGUCCAUCUGGGUUUCUGUUGCAGUGUUGGUGACGAAACUCAAGUAGAAGUGUGGAAGAGCAUGACAUGCGGAACCUUUGUUGUGUAGCGAUUUCUUCGCAAUGUAACUGCAGUUCUUGUGCGUAAAAGAAAAAAAAAACGAUUAGAAAGAAAGGUCUUCUUGCAGCCGAAAUGGGAUUCAAAUUACUGCCAUGUUGGGAGUUCCAGUCGGUCGUAGAUCUACUCUUUUGUUGGGUUACGGGGACCAGCAUCGCAAACCUCUCACUGCUCAUGUCAUCACCAUAGCUAGGUCGAUUCUGAGCAGAGCCAGUUAGUUAGCCCGGUACAGGAGUAACGUGCUGCCAACUCUGCUGUUUCGUGGAACUCGAAUCGCUGGUGGAUUUCCUGCUGCAUUGUCGUAGAAACCCACCUAAAUCUAUUUCAAGUUUCUUCCUAUCUGUGGGCAGCAUUUCAAGGUAUAAUAACGCUCUCUUAAGGAAUUCGUCAGGCGUUUUUUUUCGAGAGGCCGAGCCCGUGGCAUUGCUCGUCAUCGCUGUCGGAGGACGUGAUGCGGUUUCCCUUGAUAAUGAGGUGAUUUAGAAACUCCAACUUUUCAGAUCAGCUUUUGUCUUGAAAGCAUAGGAACUCACAUCACACCAUGGGGCCGCUUGCGGCGGAGGAUGAGCUGGGUUCAUUUCCGCAGGAAUUGAAGGUCGACGAACAUUUACGUUCACUGCCGAGCAUCACCAGUGGAGAGUUAUCUCGACACAACAAGACUGAUGAUCUGUGGAUCUCUAUUCAAGGCAAAGUGUACAAUGUCACAGGGUGGCUCAGGAAGCAUCCAGGUGGUGAAAUCCCGUUGCUCCAUCUUGCAGGCCAGGAUGUUACAGACGCAUUUCUUGCAUUUCACCCAGGCACGGCAUGGAAUCUCCUCCCUCAGUUCCUUGUAGGGACUCUAUCUGACUACGACGUUCCUCUUGUGGCUGAGGAGCACAGACGACUACUCAGGGAAUUCAAGAAAGCUGGAUUGUACAAGAAUCCACUGAACGUCUAUGCUUUGUACGCCUGCUGGGUGGUUCCAUUACUUGCCCUGUCAGUGCUUGGGGUCUUAUACUCACAAAGUUUCAUGGUGCACAUGCUGAGUGCUGCUAUGUUGGGCGUUGUGUGGAAUCAAAGUGGUUGGGUGGGACACGACACAGGUCACUGCGGGAUGUUCAAAAAUCCCAACAUCGACAGAUGGUUUGCUAUUAUCGUUGGAGAUUGCUUGUCAGGGAUUAGCAUGGGAUGGUGGAAGAGGAACCACAACGCUCAUCACAUUGCUUGUAACAGCAUUGAAUAUGAUCCAGAUCUUCAGUACAUCCCCCUCUUUGCCGUGACAUCCAAACUCUUCUCAAACCUUUACUCCUACUUCUAUGACAGGGUUAUGCCAUUCGAUGGUCUGGCUCGCUCUCUCAUUGCCUACCAGCACUGGACAUUUUAUCCUAUCAUGGCUGUGGCUCGCGUGAACCUCUUUGUUCAAUCCCUUUUAGUGUUGACCUCAAAGAAGCAUGUACCAGACAGGUGGCUGGAGCUCGGUGCGAUUGGUUUCUUCUACCUGUGGUUCUUCACCCUUCUUUCUUAUCUACCAAGUUCGGAGAGGCUCGUAUUUGUUCUCGUUAGUUUUGCCGUGACUGGGAUCCAGCACGUGCAGUUCUGCCUGAACCAUUUCUCUUCGCCGGUGUACCAAGGGCAGCCGAAGAGCAAGGCUUGGGUUGAGUCUCAAGCACGCGGCACUCUUAAUCUGUCCACACCUGCCUACAUGGAUUGGUUUCAUGGAGGUCUUCAGUUCCAGAUUGAACAUCAUCUCUUCCCUACGUUGCCUCGCCAUAACCUCAGAAAGGUUACCAAGUUUGUGAGACCCUUCUGUGAGAAGCAUGGUCUGCCGUAUGAAUCCGUCAGCUUCUGGGAAGCUAACCGGAUGAUCAUCAGGACGCUUAGGACAGCUGCUUUGCAAGCUCGGGAUUUUACUAAACCUGCCCCGGCCCUUUCAGAGAGUCUCUUGUGGGAAGCUGUGAACUCCAAGGGUUGAGGUAAACAUCAUUUGAGCUAUUGAAUUCAUUACCAAUAGGGUACCAAUCGUUAUUCUAUUGUACCAUCACACUUAGGCGUCUCUCAUUGUUUAGAUUAGUUGUCUUCUGGAUUAAAAAUCCAAUUCAUAAGAUUCAGAAAUAUUAGGAUCUUUGCCCUAGAUCUUCAAUUUUAUCAUCCCUGCAAUGCAUUCUGAAAGUUGCUUCGACUGAUAGUGUACAAGCCACCAUUAUUACCGAUUUGUAUGUGUUCAGUGUUGUAUUUAGUGAAGAUGUCAUUCAGUGUGGAUGUCACUGGUGAUCUAUAGUUGGAAACGAGAAACCAAAUGUACACAGCACCUAACUUGAUGUGAUUAAAAUAGUGAGUCUAACUAA